This is a messenger RNA of Rubroshorea leprosula, 1286 nucleotides long. NCBI's taxonomy places the organism in Eukaryota, Viridiplantae, Streptophyta, Magnoliopsida, Malvales, Dipterocarpaceae. The record is from the annotation of a GenBank genome assembly.
GUUGUUGAUGGAACUGCAUCACCACUGAAAUCUCAGGCAAGGAUCAUGCGGUUUUUCUGUUCAUCUGGAAUUGAUUCUUCGUGCUUUCUGCCCCCUCAGAAGGAUGUCUCAGUUGAGAGGAACCGGGAAUUCACUGAAUGUGUUAAUGAUUGUGUGGAACUCCUUGAACUAUUUGGGAUGCCUGUACUGAAAGCAAAUGGUGAGGCUGAAGCAUUGUGUGCACAGUUGAAUAGAGAUGGUCAUGUAGAUGCCUGCAGCACUGCUGAUAGUGACACAUUUCUCUUUGGGGCUAAAUGUGUAAUAAAAUGCAUCAGGCCCAACUCAAAAGGACCAUUUGAGUGCUACCAUAUGUCAGAUAUUGAAGCUGGUGUUGGACUCAAGAGGAAACACUUGAUAGCCAUCUCUCUUCUGGUUGGAAAUGACCAUGAUCUAAAUGGAGUUCAAGGAAUUGGCCUUGAAACAGCUCUUCGUUUUGUCAAAAGAUUUAGCGAAGAUGAGAUAUUGAAUAAAUCACACAAUAUAGGAAAUGGGGAUAAUCCACUUUUUCAGUGUGGAAUCAAAUCCAAGGAUGGUAUCCCAACUAUUUCAGAUGAGAUCUCACCAAAGAAAAAGUGUUCUUAUUGUUCCUUCUGUGGGCAUCCUGGCAGCAAGAGAGCUCAUUUCAGGUCUUCUUGUGAAUACUGUGGAACAACUAGCAAUGAGAAUUGUAUUAAAAAGUUGGAGGGGUUUAAAUGCAAUUGCCCUCCUUGUCUUGGGGUAUAGUUUUCUUGGCUACCCCCUACCCCCCCAAGCCUGGCUCUUAUUCUUGAACCCAGCUGCUGGGUUCAAUGGAACCCAAAUUGGUUUCUUUCUGUGCAUUCUGGCAUUUGGCUUUGCUUGAAUCAGAGGAGGAAAGUUGUUUAAGAGAGGGAAGAAAGGAAGCGAGAAGAAGAAGAAGAACCAACGGCAAAAACAGAGAUUGAGUUGUGCAAUUCUUAUGAUGAAUUUGAGAAGCUCGUUAUAAAGUAGAGCACUCCCAAGUUUGUUCUUCCUUCUCCCUCAAACCCUUUUUGCGAUUUUCAGUACUGCUCCUUCAACCAAACAUGUAUUAGUUUGUUUGGUUCCCCAGGUGUUAUCUUGUUGAUUUUGUUCAUUAUUUCGAGCUUUUCUAAGUUUCUGUUUUCUCUUUAAUCCUUCUUCCUUGUAGUUUGUUUUAAUUUUGUAAGGUUUUUGUCUGCAAUUUUGAGUUUUUGAUUUAAGCAAUGUGUUGUUUAGUUCUUUCAAUGUUGGGAUCAUAGCAGUUAAAU